Messenger RNA from Puccinia triticina, 1392 nucleotides. RefSeq lists its product as uncharacterized. The transcript is spliced from 4 exons. Gene Ontology annotation, molecular function: O-methyltransferase activity. The record is from RefSeq and is a predicted model, not a curated record. Bases 1 to 1392 code for a protein of 463 amino acids. NCBI's taxonomy places the organism in Eukaryota, Fungi, Basidiomycota, Pucciniomycetes, Pucciniales, Pucciniaceae.
AUGUCAGUAUCAGCGGCUCAGCAACUUGUGGAUUUGAUUUCCCAAGCAGUCAAAGAUAUCGAAGGCGAUAUUGCCAGCCAAAUCUCAGGUGGUACGAUCACCGAUGUCAACUUGCCAAUUGUUGCUCGAGAAGACGGACUGGAGGCAACUGAAACGCGUCGAGCAGCCAUCAGAACCUUACAUGCGGCCACUCACGAAUUAAUCUCGACUAUCAUGCCCGCAGGCGUGUACGUGCUCGACACUUAUUCCUCUUUUUUCGAGAAAACGGCGAUCGAUACCGUUGUUGGUGCGGGCAUUGCAGACUUGAUCCAUUCGAUCGACCCCGAUUCUAGUAUGGGUGGCGUCCAUGUCAACGUACUCGCCGAAAAGACCAUGAUGGAUUCUCGCAAACUGUCUCACAUCCUACGCUUCCUCGCCUUGCGUAACAUAUUCUGCGAAUUGACCGAAAAUCAUUGGGCCAAUAAUCGACAUUCUUUCCCACUAAGAACUGAUUCUUCCAAUAGCAUUGUAAAUGCCCUUGGACAUAUUCGAGAGGAAACUUCACUGCCCGCCUUGGUCGCUCUUCCUAAGCUUCUGUUGGACAAACAAGUUGACGGAGCUUUCAGCAGGGAUCCUAACCACAGUGCGUUCUAUAAGUAUCAUCAGCCCGGUUGCGAUUUUUUUGAAUUCUUGGCCAAGUCAGAGGGUGGUUAUAAAGCCGAGAGAUUUGGGAAAGCAAUGUUGGAGAUGUCCCAUGCCAGGGGCUCCGGGGCAGCGGUGUAUAAAGCCUUUGAUUGGCAGAAGCUUGGUCCCAAGGGCACCUUAAUCGAUGUUGGUGGUGGGGUUGGUGCGGCUGCGUAUGCUAUUUCUACUUACCUUCCGGGAUGGAAAGUAGUAGUGCAAGAUCGUGCUGAGGUGGUCAAAGAUGGGAAAGAAAACUACCGACAGAUAGGCUCAUCGGCCAACUUGGAAUUUGAGGAAGUCGACUUUUUCCAGGACCAACCGGCGCAUCGCUCCGGGGAAGCAGACACUUUCUUCCUCCGACACGUAUUACACGAUUGGGCCUUUGAAUUCUGCGUAAAGAUUUUGAGCCGCUUAAGAAAAGCUGCGAAAUCGACGACAUCCUUAUUGAUAUGCGAGACUGUCCUGAAUCCGCCGGUCCGGAAUCAUGAUUCUCCGAUCCUCUCCAACGGCGGUAUGACUCCCUCCUCAUCCCACAUUCUCAACCUCGCCAUGAUGACUCUUCUUAACGCAGAGGAGCGUAGCCAAGCUGAGUUUGUAGAAAUCCUGAACAAGAGUGGUUGGAAGUUACAUUCGGUUACCCAUUUGGCCACUCUUUCGGAUUACUUCAUGAUUGAAGGUGUUCCUGACCCCUCGUGGAACCCGCAAGAUCAAUGCACCAAUCCUUCUUAG